Punica granatum (pomegranate) is the source of this 1695-nucleotide messenger RNA. NCBI's taxonomy places the organism in Eukaryota, Viridiplantae, Streptophyta, Magnoliopsida, Myrtales, Lythraceae. The record is from RefSeq and is a predicted model, not a curated record.
UCUCUCACCCCUUCCUCUGUUGAAAACUGAAGCAGACGGCAGAUCUUAAUCCCCACAACCGCCAUCAUGACACCUCCCUUCCCUUCUUUUUUCACCCCUCUCUCUCUCUCUCUCUCUCUGUGUUUUCAAUAAUUUAUGAAUUAGAUUUCUGGGUCAGCGUGGGCUUUGUUGUCUUCUGGGUUUCUGAUUCCGAAGAAGAUAUGAUGGAAUAGCCUUUUCUGACCGUAAUCAUUCAUUCUUACGCUACCCCCCUCGCACUCCCUUAAAAAAAACACACACACAGAGACAGCGGAGCAACAGCAGCACAGUGCUUGCCUAUCCUUGAGCAAGAAUCCAUGCACUGAUUGAAGAACUCAAAGCCGAAAUCAUUAGGGGCAGCUCUCCUCCUCCUCCUCUUAAGUUAAAGAUUGAGGAGGAAGUUCCGAGGUUGCCCUUCUGAUUAGGUUCGGUUAACGUAAGAGGUUCGGCUACCGCGGUUACAGUUCAUUUGCUUCACCGUCCAUUUCGCUGGACAAAAAAAUAUAUUGUUGGAAGAAUACUGAUUAAGAGAUCGAGGAGAAGGAAAUUUUAGUAUUAUGGGCUCUUUCAGGGGUCAUGCUUUACCGGGGACGCUGUUCCUUCUGGUGGGUGUGUGGCACUUAUGGAGUUGUCUGGUGAGAUACGUUUCGAACCCGAAGUCAUACAGGGUUCGGGUUUGGCACCCUGUGCCAGGGUUCAAUGGGAAGCUCAAGCACUUGGAGCUUUAUGUUAUAGCAGUCGGUGCUUUCAUUGAUAUGUGUAUCGAGCUCCUCUACUCGCCCCAUCUAACGAUAUUCGUUAAUGGGGUAUUGAACCCCCGUCACAUGAAUGAUUUUGAGCACUCGGGUAUGCUCCUCAUGUUCUUCAUCUUUGGGGCCGUGACUCUGCUCUCGGUGAAGACCAGUUUUCUUCCAUUGCCGGAAGGAGCCCUGUGCCUAAUUGCUGCUGCCGCCUUCUCUUCGGAGUACCUUCUCUUCUACUUCCACUCAACGAGCCACAAGGGCCUUGAAGGCUAUUACCACCUCCUCCUCGUCCUCCUUGUUGGCGUCUGCAUUGCCUCUAUCCUGGCCGGCACCAUUCUCCCGGACAGCUUCCCUGCCGACCUGUGCAGUGGGGCAGCAAUCGCCCUUCAGGGCUUAUGGUUCUACCAGACUGCCUUCGUCCUCUACGGUCCCAUGAUGCCUGAGGGCUGCCGCCUCAAAGGGAAUGACAUUGUGUGCAGAUCAACCGAGAGCGAGACCCGCGGAGAGCUCCUUGCUAACUUUCAGCUUUUCGGGCAAGUACUUGGUGUCCUCUCUCUGGCAGUGGCAUUCUACUGGUUCGCAGCGAGGAGGUUCGGGCACUCCGAGCUACAGAGCUUGCUGAUGUCGGAAGAGGAAGGGUUAGAUUAAUUAGCUGAUUCUCUUUUCCGUCUUUAAGGUAAAUUUUAGUUUUGUUAUUUCGAUGAUGAUUUCAUUCAUUGGUCGUGAGCUCAUAAUGUAAUAAAUCGGGCAUCUCGGAUGGAUGUUGAGAUGAUCUUUUUCUAGCUUUCCACUAUGUAUAGAACGUUAGCACCAGCUUUCUGUGUUGCUGAAGAUGUAGGGAAGAUUGAUAGCAGCGUAAGACAUUUCGUAAAAGCUUGUCUUUUAAAUUUUAUUUAUUUAUUUAUUCUUGCCGAGAAGACUAUGUUUUUACUUC